GAAGAAUUAACUGUGUACAAAAUUAUAAUAGGUUAUUUAACCAAUUUUGAUAGAUAUACUUUAUUUUUUGCAUUUUUAUACAUUUGAAUCCAUUGAGAAUACAAUUAUUUUCUUAUUUGAAAUUACAAAUGAAUACUGAAUCAUUGGGUGCAAUAGAACAUGAAGACGAAAAUAAUCUUAAAAAAGGGGCAGUAGCGGAAGCCAAUGAUCUUUUAAAAAAUGGAAUUUUCAUUGAAACUAACACGGGCCUUGUUUGUAUGACAGUAAAUGAUGCUUUAUCUAAGAAUUUAAACCUAUCUGUGGAAGAUCUGAAAAAUGUGGCUGCUCAACUUAUUUUGCAGGAGAGUAUACUGGAUACCAAACCAACUACUGGAUUGAGAAUUUGCGAAAGUGAUGGUUUCUCUAGUGAAUGUAGUGAUAGCACUUAUGUUACAAGUGAACCUUCAAGCAGUUUCAGCCGACCAAAAAGUUCUGUUAGAACUGAUAAAUCAAGUGAAGAAUCAGACUCAACAAAAAGCAGUAUAGAUGUGAUUAAAAGUGAAUCUUCAAUAUCAUUUUACGAGACUCCUAUUAUUACUAAGAAGAAGGGAAGGGGUGGUUGGCCAAAAGGCAGAAAACGAAAGCCUGAAUUGCUUAACUUACCUCCAAAAGCACCAGCAACUGGUUACAAUUUAUAUUUAAAUGAACAAAGAGGUUAUUUUAAAGACAGCAACCUUCUAUUCUAUGAAAUAACUAAAAUAAUAGGAAAUAAAUGGUCUAGUUUAUCUCUAGAAGAAAAAAAGCCUUAUUUGGAUAAAGCAGAAGAAGACAAAAAGCGAUACAGAGAGGAACUUAAACAAUAUAGACAAUCUGAUGCCUAUAGAACCUAUUUAAGUAAAAAGAGAAAGAAAAAACUGCAGAACAAUGUACUUUCUGAAAGUGAUAUGGAUGCUACAGAUGAUUUUGAUGAAGAAGACAAUGAAGAACUUUAUUGUCGAACCUGUGAUCAAUGGUUUCAUAAUUUUCAUAAUAAAAAGGAACAUUUGCAGGCAAAAAAACAUUUAACUUCAGUGGCAGGAGAUAUACAUAGAGAACUAAAAAAUAAUGAUUCUCAAUUUGUUAGUACUUCUCUUGAUGAAUCUAGUCUAGACUGUAUGUCAGAUUCCAGAAAUACUCAAGCUGUUAAGACAUCCAACAGUUCUAUUGAUGAAGCAAUGAAUAAUUUAUUGGUAUUAGUCUACAGAAGGGACUGUGAAAUAAAAACUCUCAGGAACAGGCAGCAAGAAGCAAUCGAUCAGCAAAAGGCAUUAUGUCAGCAACUGCUUCAACUGAAUGAGAGGUUUAUUUUUAAACGGCUGAGAGAGCUUCAAAUGACGCACGACAAACUAAAAAAGAGCGUGGAAGUGAAAUUCCUGAAGAAAGAAAUAAGAAUAUCUUGGUUUAUUAACCGCAAAUGUAGGAAAAUCCACCCCGAAAGUAAUUCAAAAAUACAGCAAGUAGAUGGAGGGUUUUUCGAAAAAUUCGGAAUGCUUUUCCGCGAAAAUGCGGAAAUGGCUGCUACACAAGAGCAGCUGGAAAAGGAAAAAGUAGCUGAAGCGGCCGCGCAAAUUAUGCCUAGUAUCAGCAGAGAGGACAGCGGAGAAGUACUUUUGACUGAAUCAGGUCAAGUUGAAAGCGAAACUGAGGAUAUUUCUGAAAACUCCCUGACCAGUUCGGAUUCCGAGAACGAACAGGACAAAGACAAAACCGAGUUUAUAUCGGCAGCCUUAAACAUUGACGAACUAUACACCGAAGUACUAUAUACAAUUUUGCAUAAUGUAGGCUGUGACAUAAGUCUGGACUGCGGACAGACUGCGCUAUUUUCCUACGCACAAGACGCCUUCAAAAUUCAAAAUGAAAAACACAGACACCUUCUUGAGGUGGCGGAAAGCAAAGAAGAUCCCGAAUUGAUGAUAAACGUCGAAGUAAUUGAGGCGAAAGACUUGAGACCUAAGGAUUCUAACGGAAUGAGUGAUCCAUUUGUGACUUUAUAUCUUACUUCAAACACGUCCCAUAGAUAUAAUACAUCGGUCAAAACAAUGACAUUGAAUCCGGUCUGGGAAGAACAUUUUGGGUUGCCAAUUGCGGAUAACGCCAUCGAUGACACUCUUUGCUUAGAGGUGUGGGAUUUUGAUCCAGCUGAAACAGUAAAAGAGAAAUUGGGAAAAAUAUUCGAAGUAAAGGGCGUAAAAGGUAUGAGAAAAUUGGUAAAAGAAAUUGCGGUCACUGCAACAACGGGUCAGCAUGAAAAUGAACUUAUUGGUAGGGCGAGAAUUCCAUUAAAGACCAUUCCAGCAUCCGGUAUGACUAUGUGGUAUAGUAUUGAUAAAAAGAACAAACUUAGUAAACAGGGGGUUUUGAAAGUCCGCAUUUCAUUUAGUUCGGGGAAAAACAAUCAAGUGGCGGAACAAGAACACAGACAUAUAAGGAGAAUAGUUUUAUUACACGAACUAGAAGUGUCUGAGGUAGCUCCAUAUUGGUGGUGUGGAAGUUUUAGUCCCCAAGCUCAACAGCUCUUAACUCAACAUAUAGCGCAAUCAGGAUUAUCCCCGAUAGAAGUUGAUCUCUGCUCUUAUUCAGUUUACGCUGGGGUUCACCAGAGCCAUCCUCUCAGUUUUAGUUUAUUUUCAAAAAUAUUGGAAAAAUUGGUGAAACCUAUGCAGACGAGUUCUAUGUUGGAAGAGGACGUUAAAUUAUUUUGGGAAGCCACAAAAAAACUUCUUCCUUCGUGUUUUAACGUUAUCAGGAAAAUUAGAAAGAAGAGUCCUAGCGAGAAAGCUGUUAUGAAACAGGUUGUGGAAGUUUUGAAAAUACUUAGUUAUAUCCGUUCUUUGGAACCCCCGGAGAAUUUUGAACUUUUUCCUAGUGCCUUAUUCCCUUGGAUAACUACUACUGAUGGAGGUUUAAACUGUGAUAUUGUAAAAACUCUCGAAGAUGCAGUUACUCAGGGCGUAAAUGAUUGGAUGAAUCAUAUUAUAGAAAACAAUAAAAAGCCUGACAACAGUGAUAUUUCAAAGCUACAGAAUCUGUUGCAGGUUAUACAACUCGUCAGAACAGAUCUGCAGAAAGCCAUUGAAUUUUAUGAUAAAUUAUUUUUAGAAAUCGUUAAAUUCCCAUAUGCCAAGUGCCUUUAUAAAUAUUAUGAGUCAAAGAUUUCGAACAUGUGUGAAUCAGACAUAGAAGAAAUAUGUACUAAUUUAAAAAGGGUGGAUUUUGGAGAAGUAGAUAAUGAUAAUUCACUUGAAGAGGAUCCGCUUUCAGAGGGCACGACAUUAUUUGAGUUGUAUUUGGCUAUUCAGAGAUUUGUAACAUUGGGUGAUGGUCUGUGUCCUACAGACUGCGACGGAUUCCAGAUAAAGCAAUUUCAUCAAUGGUUUCAUAAAGGGGUUGCUCAGUGGCUGGAUAUUGCUGCCUACAAAGCUCUCCAACGUAUAGCGAAAGCCGUCGAGUUAGACCAGUUGAUUCAGGUUGAUAACACUGUCAAAUAUAGUUCCUCGGCGGUUGAUACUUUGACCAUUUUUUAUCAGGUGAAAGUGUUUUGGCAACAACUAAAUUGGCCUGACGUAGAGAGUUCAUACUCAUUUAUAGCGAAAAUAAUUGAUGAUAUUUGCCGUUGUUGCGUUUUUUAUGCCGACAAAAUGUCGACAAAAGUUGAGGGAAUGGGCGAGACGCAAGAUAUCUACGAAAAAAAGUUUCAUGUUACCAAUGAAUGGUGUGUCGCAAUUAACAACAUAGACUAUGUCCGGGAAACUUUAGAACCGUUUACUAGUGACUUAGGAAUAGCGAACGUGAUAAGGAAGAUAGGUGACCUAAAAGGUCCGGUAGAUGCCGAAAGGUGUCAACACACGUUCGAUAACGUAGUGGCAAAUGCCAUUGAUACAGUAAGGAAUAAAAUCGUUGAACUUAUUGAAACUAUGGUGAUUAAGAUGGCGCCUUCUAUGAAGCGAUUAUUAGUUGAAGGGGCGGAGUUGUGUAAUCAAGAUAGCAACAGUGUUGAUAGAUUAAUGAUGUACGUCGACAAUAAUCUAAGUAUGCUACACAAGAAUUUAAACGAAGAGAAUUUUAACAGAACAUUAGAAAUCGUUUGGGACCAUAUAAGCGGUACUCUGAAUGAUAUUAUCCAAUCGAGCAUUGAGAAAAGACGACCACCUUCAUUUUUCGCCAACCUUAGUAAAACAUUGGAUUUGAUGUUAGGUUCGUUCAAAACCCCGGAUGUUAACAUUAAUUGCAGCUCCUUACAACGAACCGAACAAAUUUUAAGAUUGAAUGGAAUGGAAACUCCAGAUUUAAUACACGAAAUCAAUCUGAAGCUUGCCGAAACAUUCGAUUCAAUGACCGAAUCGCCAUAUGGAGAGAUAGCUUUCCGGUGUAAAUUCGAAGGUGACGCUAUAUAUAUCGAGAUCAUGAAUGCACGCAAUUUGAUUGCUAUGGAUUCAAAUGGCACUUGCGAUUCAUUUGUAAGAAUGCAUUUUUUACCAGCACACAAAUUUGGGAAUAUUGACAAACCAAAAACGAAAUGUCAUUACAAAACCCAGUUUCCUCUUUAUGACGAAAAAUUUACAAUUAAUUUAACCCCAGAACAAAGAGAACUAGAAGACGGGAUGAUCUUGCUUAGCGUAAAAGAUAAGGACUUAUUAGGCUACAAUAACCAAUACAUUGGUGAAGCAUUUAUUCACUUUAAAGACAUUGAGGAUACAAAUCGCCCUUUAAAUUCAUUAAAUCAAGUUUAUAAGUGGCUGGGAAGACCAGUGGAUUUAAACCUAGACGGUCUAAAGGCAUUGGAAAAUAGACAAGGUGAUAAACAAGCCAAAGAAUUUCUAAGAAAGUACAGACAGAGAAUGGGAUCCCAGUGAUUGCAGUUCAAGGAUAAUGUUGAUUAAAAAGUGUACUUAACCAAUAGACUGUUUCAUAUAAGAAUUAUUAAAUUUAGUAAUUUAUUUUUAUUCUAAAAUUUUCAUAAUAAAAUAAUUUACCAAAAAAAGAAGAAAUUUAUUUAAUUAACACUUACAUAUUUCAGCUUAAAUUUAUCAUGUGCUAUUGAGGAACAACAAAUAAAUACAAAAAUAAUUACAAAAUUUUUGUGUAUAAAAAUACAUCUAAAAAACCAAGUAUAUUCCAGUGAAAGUCAAUCAGUCAUAUUUACAGUCAAAAAAUGAAUGAAGCAGCUAUUUUCAAGCGGGCAAGCAAUGAAGUAUGAAAAAACAAAUUUCACUAGAAAAUACCCUUAAAGUUUUUUUUACAAAAUGUACAUGGUGUAGGCAUUUUUAGUGUAUGUACAGAUUUUUAUGAAUAAACUUUAUGAAUUUUGUAUUUCAAUCAACUGCAUUCCUUAAGACAAAGUGUUUCUAUCUAUUAUGAAACUAAAAGUCCAUAAGAAAUUAAAGACUUUUUAUACAAUAAAAUCUAAAAAUGUCAAGUAUCUUACAUUUUAUAUUGUAGUCAAUAUCACAAUAUAAAAUAUUGCAAAUUUUGCAUAUAACUUUUAGUAAAAUAACGAAAAUCUUGUUUCAGCAAUAGGUCAUCUAACAUUUUUAUUUUAUUUCAUACAAAAAUAGCACCAUAUCCAAAUUUACCAGAAAUAUCAAGACCUGGAUUAGGAGUUUUGGUUAAUAUGUGAUUGCCCUAAAUUUCGUACAAGCAUUCCAAUAACAACCUUGUAAUUCAUUUUCAACAUAUCAGAUUUUGCUGGUUUGUGAUUGACUUAAAAAAUGUAUCCUAUAUUGUGAAACAUGUAUUGCCACAAAUGUUUAAUAAUUCAUUGAUAAAUAACGUUGUUACACCCCAUUUCUGCUUCCAUCUCCUUUUAUGUGAGAAUUACAAACGCGGUAAAUGACUGUUCGAGGAAAGAAAACUGAAAUAUUUCAGAACGCCAGAGUUAGUUGAUCGAUUGUCUCCUAAUUCAGAAUUUCUUUGGACUCGCACAACACUCCAUGCAUUAGUCAAAUACUGCAGUAAAUUACUGAAAUUGCAGAUCACUUUGUUAUCUAAUACUACAAGAAAAUGUAAACAGAAUGGACUAAAUUCAGUUAAGCAAAGCAAAAAGAACAUAACAAAACUUGCAAUAUUCUUUGAUAUAUUUAUAAUUUACUAACAUCCAUGGGUACCUUACGUCCUUUAAGUUAAAUGUUAACAUAAACGUUCCUCUGAAAAAGUAAUUAACAUAUUUCACUUUCAAUAAAUAAAUGUGAGACAGUGAUCAACUGAUUAAUGGUGUUGACAAGAAAUUUACCAUAUUUCUCUAGGAUCUCCUGAUGCAACAAAAGUACUUUCAGUGGUUUAAAAUUAAAUGUAAUUUGUUUAUUAAUUGACUAAAUGUUUUAGGUAUUACGCAUAAUUACUGUAAAUUCUUUUAAUUCUAUUACCGGAAUAUGCUAGUAGAUAUUAUGCAUAAUAUCUCAUGAUUUUAUUAUUAAUGUAUAAUUCUUUUAAUGUGCUCAGUUAUGAUGCAUACGAUUUUCUGAUAUUAAUGAUAACAUAUAUAAAACAGGAAAUUUAAAUUUUCUAAAAACUGAAAUGAAAAGUUUUACUUUCCUUGGAUCAAAAUGAACCCAUAAGGGGGAUCGGAAAAUAGCAUAUCUUUAUCACAUCACUGUCUAGAGAAUAUCACAGAAUAAUAAUUACUUUCCAAAUUUUUUUAUAUAUGUGUGACUGCCUUCACUGUAGGCAUAUACAAUACAAUAUCAAAACUGAUUUCCGUUGUAACCGCUGUCCCACUAUGGGUGGUCAAUACAUAUAUAUAUAUAUAUAUAUAUAUAUAUAUAUAUAUAUAUAUAUAUAUAUAUAUAUAUAUAUAUAUAUAUAUAUAUAUAUAUAUAUAUAUAUAUAUAUAUAUAUAUAUAUAUAUAUAUGUGUUCGAAGUGUUUUCGGAGUGCGAGCAUUGAAGAUGCCAAGUGAGAUUUUGGCGAAACGUCUGCAGGAUUCCAGUCGGAGUUCAACGAGCGAACGGAUGAU
Cylas formicarius (sweet potato weevil) is the source of this 6969-nucleotide messenger RNA. It is a transcript of the gene stac, whose product is annotated as protein unc-13 homolog 4B. Lineage: Eukaryota; Metazoa; Arthropoda; Insecta; Coleoptera; Brentidae. The coding region runs from base 129 to 4871 and encodes 1580 amino acids. The transcript is spliced from 22 exons. The record is from RefSeq and is a predicted model, not a curated record.